Molecule: messenger RNA, 1668 nt
Organism: Cladocopium goreaui
Lineage: Eukaryota; Dinophyceae; Suessiales; Symbiodiniaceae
Source: the annotation of a GenBank genome assembly
AUGAGACUGAGACAGGGGUAUGGAAAUCCGAUUUCUCCCGCAGCAAUCAGCGGCUUUGGCCGCUUUGGUUCAGCUUUCACACCCUUGUAUCAGGCCAGUGGUCUGUUGAAUAUUUGUCCCGGUAUGCGCCUUUGGCUGUGUGCAGCUUGCCUCGCGCUUGCCGUUGCAGCAAGGAGACUGGGCUCUGAGAUAAAGGGGAGCCCACAUACUCAAGGUCUCGAAGGUUCGGUAGUAGAUGGUGAGUAUGGUCGCUACCAGCUUGUCAAAGAGUUGGGUGCUGGAGCUUACGGGACCGUCUACAUGGCCAAGGAACAAAAUGGCAGGCAAGUUGUGGCCAAAGUCAUCGACAUCAGGACGGAAGAGCAAAAAUUCUCCUUCCUCACCGAGCGUCGUGUUUGGAAACACAUGCAGCGCUGCCCGGGCUAUCCUCAUCCUAACGUGAUCCAGUAUUUUGAAGCGCUCCAGAUGCCCAACAAAAGAGGUGUGGUCAUGAUGGAGUUGGCAGGUGGUGGCAGCCUGUCAGAAACCCUCUACAAUAAAGUCAGUGCUGAGAGUACACUUGGCGGUACGCGCACAGCGCUUGGAGACGCACUUCUGACGGAUGAAGCUCUUGCCAAGAAACUCUUUGGCCAAUUGGCUGCUGGCGCCCAGUGGCUUGGAAAAUGCGGCGUGGUACACAAGGACCUCAAACCUGACAACGUGAUGCUCACGAAGCCCUUCCUGGAAGGUGGCAUCAUCAAAAUCAUUGACUUCGGUUUGGCCAUGUUGACCAGUGACCAGAGAGGAGGACCGGUUGCAAACUUUUACUACAACUUACGCACAAAUGCAGCUCCCAGCAACAAGAAAGGCGCUCGAACUUUCGACGACUUUGCCCUUGGCUUGAUGUUGGCGGAGAUCGGCACUGGUGUGCCGCCCUACUUCAACCCAGAUUUUGACUACUAUUCUCGCAAGCAAGGGAACUUGCAGAAUGAAAAAGGUAUUUUCUACAUCUUGCAGCCAAAGAAAGUUUGUGAAAAGGGAGAUGCUGAAAUCAAGGUCCCAAAGAACGACCUUGCAGGUGGGAAGGUUUCUAUCAAAACGGCAGUGAAGGAAGUGGUUGGUCGCUCGCUGUACUACCUGCAGAAUGGACACCACUUUAUCCACACCAGUGCUACGGAGCAAGGUAUUGGCAACGUCCAACUCCUGAAGAAAUCGUGGCUCUACAACUCACCGUCAGCGAUGUCUCUGUUGUACUCUUUGAUGGCGGGCAGACAGGAAGACCGCAUUGAACCUUCGACUUUGAUGUCCACGGAGUGGCUUUCGGAUGUGGAAAGCCCAGCUCCAAGCUCUCCAGUAGAGAUGCCUCAGGAGAUGGAGACCUUUGCCCCGCCUUCGCCUGCAAUCUCUGAAGAUGUCCAGUUCUCCCCGCCAGAGCCACCACUAGAGGAGGAUCUUCCAGAGGAGGAAGAGGAAGUGGAAGUAGAGAAGGAGGAGGCUCCAAAGUUGAACAUGUGCAAAAAUCCAUAUAAGGAACGUGGCCCAGCUUCCCUAUGCAAAGUGCGGCACUCGAGCCAUGGCGAUUGCUAUGUGGACGUGAGUUGCAGUGGUGCUCCCAGCAAAAAGAUGAAACUGGAGCAGGGCUGGGGUGCUGGGACAGUUCCAAAUUGUCGGAACUGUCAAUUGUCAUGA